Messenger RNA from Rubroshorea leprosula, 1841 nucleotides. The record is from the annotation of a GenBank genome assembly. Lineage: Eukaryota; Viridiplantae; Streptophyta; Magnoliopsida; Malvales; Dipterocarpaceae.
UAGUAGCAGUAAUCUCUUCUAACUCAAAAUGGAGCUUUUCAUGACAAUAUUUCUUCUAGUUCUUUUCUGCUUUAUGUCUUACCUUUGUAAGAUGUACCUUCAGAUGAGAGACCAGUGCUGCUACAUGUUGGCCUAUGAGUGUUACAAGCCUGGGGAGGACAGGAAGCUUGGCACAGACACCUGUGCCAAAGUCCUUAUGAGGAACAAGAACCUGGGUCUUCCAGAGUACAAGUUUCUCUUAAGAACCAUGGCCAAUUCAGGUAUUGGUGAAGAAACUUACGGCCCAAAAAAUGUUAUUGCUGGCAGAGAAGCGUCUCCCAACCUUGCAGAUGCACUUUCAGAGGUUGAUGACAUAAUGUUCAACACACUUGACAAGCUCUUUGCUAGAACAGGAGUUUCACCUUCGGAAAUAGACAUACUCGUUGUCAAUGUUUCCUUAUUCUCUCCAGCUCCCUCUCUAACCGCUCGAAUUAUAAACAGAUACAAGAUGAGGGACAAUAUCAAGGCUGUCAAUCUCGCUGGGGAGGGCUGCAGUGCAAGUAUGGUGGCCAUCGACCUGGUGCAGCAGAUGUUCAAGACCUACAAGAAUGCAUACGCAAUUGUUGUGAGCACAGAAUCAAUCGGUCCAAAUUGGUAUAAUGGUCAAGAUAAAUCCAUGAUGCUAUCCAACUUGCUGUUCCGUUCAGGAGGAUGUUCCACGCUCUUGACAAAUAAAGCAGCCCUGAGUCAUCAGGCACUCAUGAAGCUGAACUGUUCAGUAAGAACCCACAUAGGUUCUGAUGAUGAAGCAUAUGGGUGCUGCAUACAGAUAGAAGAUAAGCGAGGCUACCCAGGUUUUCUCCUCACCAGAAAACUGCCAAAGUCUGGUGCUAAGGCUUUUAUCCUUAACCUCCAAGUUCUGCUUCCCAAAGUGUUACCACUGAGAGAACUCCUCCAGAGUGUGAUAAAAGCAUCUCUUUCCAAAAAGAAGACAAAAAGCUCAGCUCUUGAAGCAAUGGCAGCUGGUCUUAAUCUGAAGUCUGGUAUCGAGCACUUCUGUAUUCAUCCUGGUGGAAAGGCAGUAAUUGAUGAGCUUGGAAAGAGCUUAGGGCUCAGUGAGUAUGACGUUGAGCCAUCAAGAAUGGCACUUCACCGGUUUGGCAACACCUCCUCUGGUGGUCUCUGGUAUACUUUGGGUUACAUGGAAGCCAAGAAGAGGCUGAAGAAGGGGGACAGGAUCUUUAUGAUCAGCCUUGGGGCUGGUUUCAUGUGCAACAACUGUGUGUGGGAGGUGACAAGAGACUUGGAGGAUCCCAACGUGUGGAAAGACUGCCUAGAGAACUACCCUGUAAAGUCAACCCUCAACCCCUUCAUGGAUAAGUAUAACUGGAUCAAUGAUGAGAGCAUCGAUAUAAACUCCAUUGAUCAGGAGUGGCUGGAAAACAAGCUCGGAUUCCAGUUUGAUCCGGAAAUCAUAGAGAGGAUAAGGAGUUGAAUCAUUAUACCGCUUCCCUUGAAAGAAGGACGGCAAACAUUAAACCAAGCAUUAUCAAAGUUAUCUUGGAUUUUCUCCCUUUUAAUGUCUUCAUCUCCCUCUACAGGUUGUGCUUUGUUUAUGUUUCAGGAUUUGAAUAGUAGUCAAGUAGCCAGCAACGGUCAUGACAAGUUACAGAAGAAGUGUCAAACAUAAUGCUGCUCAAAAGUCCAUGCACGUUAUUUCCAUUAGCCCCAGAAUAAUGCUCCUGUCAUAAUGUUAUUCAUCAAAUCAGUUAGUUGGAUUAAAGGAUUUUAAUGUUGAUAUAUAUUGAUAGGUUUCAAAAAUUACAGAUAUGAUGUAUGGAUAAUCAAUUGAUGUAUUUCAG